AUGACUCCGGAGCACCAAAGGAUCCAAGCCGAGCGGCUAAGCCAAGCUGUCCGUAUACCCACCGAAAGUUUUGACGACAACGGCGAAGUUAACCAGGACCCUCGAUGGAAAACUUUUGAUCAGUUUCAUCAGGUCCUCGAGGGGCUCUUCCCACUUGUCCAUGCACAUUUCGAACGGAAAAAAGUCAACAGCUACGGGCUACUUUUCACGCUCCAUGGUAGCAACCCAUCGCUGAAGCCGGUCUUGUUCACGGCACACCAAGAUGUUGUCCCAGCAGGGCCUCCUACGGAAUGGAAAUAUCCGCCCUUUUCAGGCCACUAUGAUGGGUCCUGGGUCUGGGGUCGAGGUUCUGGCGAUUGCAAGAAUGUUCUCAUCGGGCUGCUCUCAGUUAUGGAAAGCUUGCUUUUGCAGAAGUUUACACCCCGACGCACAAUUGUACUCGCUUUUGGUUUUGACGAAGAGACGGGCGGCCGUCGAGGGGCCAAGCAGCUCAAUGAUGCUCUCCUUGAACAGUGGGGGCAAGAUUCAUUCCUCUUCCUGAUGGAUGAAGGAGGUAUGGGCGUGAAAACACUGGGAGAUGUCAUGUACGCUUAUCCGGGGGUGGGCGAGAAAGGAUACUAUGAUGUUGAGAUCAGCCUUGCCGUGCAGGGCGGCCACAGCUCCCGGCCCCCGCCACAUACUGCCAUCGGCAUACUUUCCCAAGUUGUUGUUGCAUUGGAGGACCAGACAUACUUGCCGUCUUUACCGCAGUGGAGCCCUUUCCGUCGAGCACUCGAGUGCAGUACCAAAUUCUCGCCGGACAGUGUCCCUGCUUGGCUAGGCGAUGCAUUGCUUCACGACAGUGCGGACGGUGUUGCUCGCAGACUUACGGAGGUCUUGAGCGACGACAAGUGGCUCUUGCAGACAAGCCAAGCCGUGGACGUAGUAGCCGGUGGCGUCAAGGUGAAUGCCUUGCCGGAAAGUGCCAGCGCCUUGAUUAAUCAUCGGGUGGCAUUACACCAGUCCGUCGGAUAUGUCAACGACCAUAUCCGAGAUAUCAUCCACCCCAUUGCGAAGAAGCACGACCUUUCAUUAGUCGACGAGCUCAGUGGUAUCAACAUUGACUCUGUUAACACAAAUUUCACGUCGUCUACAGGAGUCCUCCAUCUCAGAUCUUUACAAAACCUUGCUCCAUCACCGCUAUCUCCCACCGACAACAACGUAUGGGCAGCCUUUGGUGGCACGCUGCGCCACGUAUUUGAGAGCACAGUGAGCGGCCAGAACAAGUCUAUCGUACCAGUCGGCAACAUCAUGACUGGGAAUACAGACACUGUUCAUUACUGGAACUUGACGAAAAAUAUAUACCGAUAUACUCCUGCUAGGGACGGUACGAGACUGAAUACGCAUGCCACGGACGAGCGCAUGUUGAUUACAGCUCACCUGGAAGGAAUGAGGGUUUACUACGAUCUCAUCCGGAAUUUUGAUCGUUGGCAAGAUAAGUGA
Molecule: messenger RNA, 1482 nt
Organism: Clonostachys byssicola
Lineage: Eukaryota; Fungi; Ascomycota; Sordariomycetes; Hypocreales; Bionectriaceae
Source: the annotation of a GenBank genome assembly